Molecule: messenger RNA, 1281 nt
Organism: Bathycoccus prasinos
Lineage: Eukaryota; Viridiplantae; Chlorophyta; Mamiellophyceae; Mamiellales; Bathycoccaceae
Exons: 1
Coding region: 1-1281 (426 amino acids)
Biological process (GO): vesicle-mediated transport; intracellular protein transport
Cellular component (GO): clathrin adaptor complex; cytoplasmic vesicle
Source: RefSeq, a predicted model, not a curated record
AUGCCUUCUCCUGCUAUCUGCUCAUCCCUUCACAUUUUGAACGAGAACUACAAAGUACUUUUAUCCCGAGACUGGCGAGGAGAUGUAUCAGAUUCGUGUAUCCAGCGUUUCGUUUCUCAAAUGAAAGGUUCAGAUAAUGACCAGCCUAGUAUUCCUAUUAUUCGUGAUACUGAGACUAAAACAACUUAUGUCUAUAUAAAGGGAAAUGGUUUAUAUUUUAUGUGUACUUCAAAGUUUGACACGAAUAUUUUAGCCCUUUUCACGUUUCUCCAUGAUUUAUUAAACAUAUUUAUAGCAUAUUUUGGUGAUUUAGAGGAAGAGAGUAUCUUGGAUAACUUCGUUGUGAUUUAUGAGCUAUUGGAUGAGGUUAUAGAUAAUGGUUACCCUCAGUUUACAGAAGCAAGCAUUUUAGGAGAAUAUAUCAAGACAGAUGCACACAAGCUUGUCAAGGUUAAAACUCCAUCCGUGAUUACAGAUGCUAUUUCGUGGCGAAGCGAGGGUAUAAAGCACAAAAAAAAUGAAAUUUUUCUAGAUGUCAUUGAGCAGUGUGAUCUUAUGAUAAGUUCAAAGGGAGCAAUCGUAAAUGCUGAAGUACGAGGCUCGCUGAAGUUACGGACGUUAUUAUCGGGUAUGCCCGAAUGCAAACUGGGACUGAAUGAUCGUCUGAAACUAGGUAGCGAGCACAACUAUCCAAACAUUGUAUUUGAAGAUAUGAAAUUUCACCAAUGUGUUAAGUUGUCCGAGUUUCAUGAAGACAAAACAAUUUCAUUUAUUCCCCCUGAUGGUAUUUUUGAACUUAUGUCAUAUCGUCUGACAAAUGUUAAUGUUGAUCCAUUAAUUUGGUGUGAGAUGAAAGUGGAAGAAUCAAGUGCUACAAGAAUUGAGUAUGUUAUCAAGAUAACGAGUCAAUUCAAGGAGAAACACACUGCGAAUAAUAUUGUUAUCAAAAUACCUGUGAGAAGCGAUGUAAUAUCACCGGAGAUAAAAUGUGAAGCUGGUUCCAUAACAUACUCUCCGGAGUUAGAAUCGAUGAUUUGGAUCAUAAAAUCACUUCCUGGAGGAAGAGCGGAGUGUGCAAGAAUAAAGUUAAGUUUUCCUUCAAUAGCGGAAGAGAGAAAGACAUUCACUUCUCCUAUUUUGAGCGUCAACUUCGAGAUUCCAUACUUUACGAUUAGUGGUGUACAGGUCAGAUACCUGAAAGUUUCCGAAAAAAGUGGGUACCAAGCAUUACCAUGGGUAAGAUACACCACGAAAUCCGGAUCUUACAAUUUUAGGAUAUAG